AGGAGGCGGAGCAGGGAGCCGGGAGCGGGCUGGCCCGCGCUCCUCCUGCUGGCCGGGGAUUUUCCAGCCUGGGCGCUGACGCCGCGGACCUCCCUGCGGCCGUCGCGGACCAUGGGCGACAAAGGGACCCGAGUGUUCAAGAAGGCCAGUCCGAAUGGAAAGCUCACCGUCUACCUGGGAAAGCGGGACUUUGUGGACCACAUCGACCUCGUGGACCCUGUGGAUGGUGUGGUCCUGGUGGAUCCUGAGUAUCUCAAGGAGCGGAGAGUCUAUGUGACGCUGACCUGCGCCUUCCGCUAUGGCCGGGAGGACCUGGAUGUCCUGGGCUUGACCUUUCGCAAGGACCUGUUUGUGGCCAACAUACAGUCCUUCCCACCAGCCCCCGAGGACAAGAAGCCCCUGACGCGGCUGCAGGAGCGCCUCAUCAAGAAGCUGGGCGAGCAUGCCUACCCUUUCACCUUUGAGAUCCCUCCAAACCUUCCAUGCUCUGUGACACUGCAGCCGGGGCCUGAAGACACGGGGAAGGCUUGCGGUGUGGACUAUGAAGUCAAAGCCUUCUGCGCGGAGAAUUUGGAGGAGAAGAUCCACAAGCGGAAUUCUGUGCGUCUGGUCAUCCGGAAGGUUCAGUAUGCCCCAGAGAGGCCUGGCCCCCAGCCCACAGCCGAGACCACCAGGCAGUUCCUCAUGUCGGACAAGCCCUUGCACCUAGAGGCCUCCCUGGAUAAGGAGAUCUAUUACCAUGGAGAACCCAUCAGCGUCAACGUCCACGUCACCAACAACACCAACAAGACGGUGAAGAAGAUCAAGAUCUCAGUGCGCCAGUAUGCAGACAUCUGCCUUUUCAACACAGCUCAGUACAAGUGCCCUGUUGCCAUGGAAGAGGCUGAUGACACUGUGGCACCCAGCUCGACGUUCUGCAAGGUCUACACACUGACCCCCUUCCUAGCCAAUAACCGAGAGAAGCGGGGCCUCGCCUUGGACGGGAAGCUCAAGCACGAAGACACGAACUUGGCCUCUAGCACCCUGUUGAGGGAAGGUGCCAACCGUGAGAUCCUGGGUAUCAUUGUUUCCUACAAAGUGAAAGUGAAGCUGGUGGUGUCUCGGGGCGGCCUGUUGGGAGAUCUUGCAUCCAGCGACGUGGCUGUGGAACUGCCCUUCACCCUAAUGCACCCCAAGCCCAAAGAGGAACCCCUGCAUCGGGAAGUUCCAGAGAACGAGACGCCAGUAGAUACCAAUCUCAUAGAACUUGACACAAAUGAUGACGACAUUGUAUUUGAGGACUUUGCUCGCCAGAGACUGAAAGGCAUGAAGGAUGACAAGGAGGAAGAGGAGGACGGUACUGGCUCUCCACAGCUCAACAACAGAUAGACGGGCCGGCCCUGCCUCCACGUGGCUCUGGUUCCCCUCUCAUGCACUCGGAUGCUUAUUCGUCUUCUUCCCGUUCUGGUCUCCUUUCCCCUUUGUUCUUCCAGUUUCUACCAGGGGGCCCCGUGGGCUUCCAGAUCACGGUGAUGAACCUCUGGCCUCAGGAUUGGCCCCACAUCACCGUGCCAACAGGACCACAGCGCACUGGCUCCACCCCAUCUCUGCCAUCUCCACUCCCCUCCUUUUCAUGCUGUCUCCCAGAAAAGCUGCCAGGGCUCUGGCCUUGGAAUUGGACUUGAGAUGGGGAGCAGACAGGGGAGGAUGGGGAAUGUGGGACACGGUGUGGUGGGCAUGAGGGCUUGGAGGGGUGGGGAUGAGGGCUCAAGACACGAGAGAAGAUGUCCACGGUCCCAGGUGGUUAACAAAGUUCUGGCAGCUAAAGAUGACCUCCUUCUGGCUGGGAGGGGCAGACCUGUGGACAAAUUCUCAAUGCCUUUUUGAAGUUCUGACCCACCAAAGACCUUCUGCCUUCACCCUCCUCCCCACCUGAUGUCCCUCUGUGUCUGAGAGUGAUGUUGGUGAAAGUUCGUAGACCCCAGGAGUAGAGAAAAACAACUGGACUGACUUUCUUACCAGCAGUUACCUAGACGGAGGCAAGCUGUGUGGACUCAUCCAAGUAUAUUUCAGUACUGUCAGGCUGUGACAUCUUAGCUACCUUGUAUUUCAAGUGCAUGGGCCUGUCUAGAGAUAUGCACAGAGAGAAAAGCAGAGGGAGGGAGGGGGUCUUCAGCAAGCACCAGCCCCCAGCAGAGUGAGCUGAAGCCCCUAAGGAGGGUUCCCAAAGGGGGGCGCUCAGAGAUGGGGGCAGGGGGCGGGGAGAGGAGAGUCUGCCUUAUGUCCCUUCCUUGUGGACUUCACAUGGUCAUGCAGGAAGUGAGGAUGGGGGUCCAGCGGGGGCCGAGGCCACUAAUACCCUCCCGCUUCCCCCUGCCAUUCUCCAGGGCUGGACUGACCCUACGGACUGGGAGAGAGUGCCUGAGGCCACCAUGCCACAGUCAAAGGGGGUCCUAUCUCAGAAGGUGGCAGCAUCCACUGAGAUAUCCUCACCCGAAGGGAAGGAGGCUGCUGGGUAGCAAAUAAGCCCCUUCUUUUCUUGGUGAGUUGAUGACCUCCAGUAGCUCCCAGUGUCAUGGGUACCCAGUACGCAUUAGCUGGUGUUGGGGUGAUUGAGACCUGGGGCAAUUCCUGGGGCAAGAAGCCAGACGGGAGAUGAGAUAGAAAGUGUUAGGAGUUAUCCUCUUUGCCUGGCCUUUGAGAAUAACUUACUGUGUGCCUUUGGGCAAGUUCCUUCCCCACUCUGGGCCUCAGUUUCUCACUUGGGAAAGCAAGGAGUUUGACCAGAUGAUCACAAUGGGCCUUCCUAGCUCUGGCCACCAAGAAUUUGUGAACAUUAGAGCUCCUGGUCUGGUGGGUGGAGCCAGAGCUGCUGAGUGGUCUCUCUGCCUCCAGAGGGGAUUUAUUGGACCUCAGAGGUGGCAGGGCCCUAUGGAGCACCAACUCCCCUCAACCCCACCCUGUGCCCAAGACUGGUAAGGGAUUGAUGUCAGGCUGUGGCCGUAGCUAGCAUGAGUUGCCCAAGGAGGGACAGAGCAUGUCUUUGCUGAGGCUUGGUUGAGGGGCUUGUGAUAGGGCUUGCAGUACCUCACAGCCCCCUGUGGGCACAGACACCCUGAGGUUUACCCAAGCAAAUAUAUUGAUUAGCAGGACAAGGGCUCUCUCCUCAGUUUCUGCUCCCUUCCAUCUCUCUCCCAUACUUGUCUGAAAAGGGAGACAAACAAAUCUUAUACAAGUGGCAUCUCAAUCCUUUCCAGUCCAGCACCUCCUGGGGCAGGCAGUGUGACUUAUUUCCCGUGGUGAAAUCACCUGUUUCACAAGCCUGGCAGUGUGACUUCUGUGUCUCAUGACCACUCAACCCAAGGGACCCCUCCCCAGACAAGAACCAAGUCAGCUGGGGGCAGUCGUACUACCCUGUCCAGUCUUGAGGGCCUAGUUGCGGGUCCCCCAGGCAUCCAGCACCUCCUAGAGCUUGCUGGGCAGGCUGCCGCAUCUGGGCAGGCUCAGAGCUGAUGAAAUGCUGGAGCAAUGCAUGGCAAACAUACGCCCUCCAGUGUCUUCUGAAACCUUUGGGGCUGACACAAGGUCCUUUAGUGUUUGGGAUGACCUCCCUCCUGCAGACCUCUUCCCCUAUCCCUAACUCAUGCAUGGAAAAGCUUUGUCAGGCUGGUUUCCCGAGCCUCCUCCACCUCAACAUCACGUUCACUGUUUUGGGUUUAGCCCAGUGUUAUUUAGCAAAUUUCUCCAGCUGCAGGGAAGGAUCAGGGCACUGUCUUUUUUUUUUUUUUUUUCCUCCUUGAGCCAGGACUGCACAAGGCAAUGGCCAAAUUUAGUUGAAUUCAGCCUACCAUCCUUUGCUGAUGACUUAGCUCUAUGCCAAGUACAGGAGACACAGAGAUGGGUCAGUCCCAGCCCCUAUCCUCAGGAAGCCCAUGGUCAGGGAAACGUUGUAGGGAGAAGUAAGAGGGGGCAGUUGCCUUCAGGGCUCCUGGUGGCUGCUGGUCCCUAUGGUGCCUUGAUGUGAAUUAGAAGACGGUGCCCUUUCCAGGUGGAUUCAGACCCACACUAGAAUGCACGGCUUUGGGAGUGACACACAGGUUGGAUUUUGGCACCCCUUGCCCCUUGGCCAGAUGCCCUGCUGCACGGCCAUAUGCUGCAGCCUCAAGGGACACACAGGCCAAAGUGUUUCCUUCAGCCUCUUCCUGGAGAGGAAGCCCCAGGUCAUGUUUCCAAGCUUCUGGUCAACUCCAGGCACCACCUCCCAGCCCCCAAACAUGGCCGAGCCAGUGCUUCUCUGCAGGGCCCCUUUCCUUUCUGGAGUCAGCCUGUCCAGGCGAGACCUUGAAGUGAAACUAGGGGUGGGGGAGCCUCACUAGGCCCCAGGCACCAGCCCACAGUACUGGCGGUUUCUGUGCCAAGCGUUUGGGGCCUGCACUGGCAAAGCCAUCCGUCACUGAGACUUUGCAGUGCGCCCUGUGGGUGGCGUGUGGACACCGGUCUGGGCAGGAAGGAAAAGCAUGCCCCGGUGAAAACCCACCGAGCAGAGGGCCAGCUGGACCUCCUCAGCAUUCCACCCAGGGGAAGAGUUCAGUCCCCAUGAAGAUAAGGACUGAGUUAUUUGGCUGCACCUCUCCUCAGCCUCAAAGCUCAGACCUGCUAGAGUGGGUUCACCUGGCUGUUGGUUCUGUGGGAGAGUUCCUGACAAGCUGCUUCCUACGUGGUGCAGUAAAAGGAACUCUGUCCUGGAAGUCCCCAGUGCCGCCUCUGAGUCCUGGCUGUCACCAACCACCUGGGGGGCUUGGGCAAGCUACUCAACCUCUGGGGCUCAGUUUCUCUAACUGUAAAAUGGGAUUGUAAUCCCUCCCCUGCCUAAUGCAGGAAUUGUUAUGAGGCCCAGAUGAGAUGAAAGUCAGCUGUCAGGGCUCUGUAAGUUGAAAAUGGCUGGACGUGUGUGGCCCUGCCACUGCAGGGAUGGCCCAAGGUCACACAGGAAGUUUGCUGCAGGAGGAGCCCUCCCCACCAGUCUUCAUUGCUUGCCCUGCUUCUCACUUAGGCAGAUGUCAACCAGAAUGAGAUACGGCCAAUUUGGCUUUGAUGACCCAGCUGAGAGGGAAAUUUAGACACGAUUCAGGAAUAUCAUGCCCAAAAAUAGUGGUUCCAGCAACCAGGACACAGAGGGAAGACAUGGAUAUUGUCAGUGAUUGGUGGAGGGGGACAUCUUGGACCCUCCUAGGCCUGGUGUCACUCACAUCUCCCAUCUCUCAGACCCCACAGAGGCCAAGGGGCCUUGGCUCUGACCCCAGGUUAAAGAGAGUCACCAGCCCCCAGGCUCAGGGAGCUGAAACCAUCCAUCCGCAGAAAUCUAAGGGCAAGGAGGAAUAGAAACUGCCUGUUCCUUCCCUUCAAAGUGUAAGGCCUCUUCCAGGAUCAGCUGGAGCCACCACAGCUUCUCAGUGACAUUGGGAGGGCUUCGGGCCCAGGGAAAACCCAAGCCUUUUGCCCUGAGAGCUGAGCCACAGCGGACACAGUGGCAUCAGCAUCCCAGAGCGGCAGCUUCUCUUCUGCCGGUCACUGGGGACUGGUUGCUCUCCACCCAUCCAGGAAGAAGGGGUUAGGUCCCAGUCUUACACUCUUACAGGGUUUCAUGGACAUAGGCCUAUGCCUGUUCUGAUAUAUAUAUUUUUUAAACUCAAAAGGACCAAAACAGACUCCUGAACCCUCAUCUGUACGGCCUGCAUUGGGCCUGGUGUUUCCUCCUGGCCCAGGCAGCUCCAUCACUUCUGCCAUUCCUCCUGGACUAAAGUGGCAGCAUCCCCACCUCUACCACUUCCCCACAGGGGCACUGCACAGCCGCUUCAAAGACAGGCCCUGUUGAAGGGGAAACAUCCUCCCCCUCAUCACACUCCCAACUCGUCACCCCAAAAGGGAAGUCAAAGCACAGGUCCGUGGGGCCUAUGGUUUGUAGACACUGAUACAGUGGUUUUCAAACCAGGUGCUGCGGAACCCCUGAUAUUCCACAGAGCUUUGUCAGGGGAUGCUAAGGUGGGAAGAUGGGAGUAGAGGCAAAGGAUAGGUUUCCAGCCCUCCUCCCAUUUCCACCUCCACCAGAACAACUCUGCUUUUAUUUGUCUUGCCUACUGAGAUUUCAUUUUCAGGCUUUCUUUGAAGAAAAACUUCAAACCACCAUCUCGAGGUUUGAUCUUAGACCAGCCAGCACAGGUUCUAUUCUUGCUGUUCAUGUUGGAAUGGCUCCAGCAUUCCAGUACAAAGUGUCUUUGUGUUGGAACUUGGGUCACAGACCCAGGCGCAAGCAUUUAUACACACACACACACACACAUACACAUGUACACGUACAUAGUUGAUGGCUUUUCUAGCCAACCCAUCCUGAAGCUCUGGCCAAGGUUUGAUUUGGACAGGGGCCUGGUGCUCAGUGGGGAUGGGUCUUGACCCUGAUAUUGGCCCAUGAAGCAUGGGGAGCUCUGGAGCAAGGAAACAGGCUCAAUUCCCCACCGAGGACUUGUGUCUGCACCCCUGUCUGGCACCCCACUUUCCUGGCCUAGGCCCAAGGGACAGCAGGAGAAGCAGUGUGAUGGAGAGAGAGGCUAGGGUUAAAUUCAUCUUUACACAGAGCCAGAUGGAUGGCAAUCUUGGCUCACAUAAAAAGACUCAGGGAGGAUUUUAUGACAAAAGUCCCUCCUUUGAGGGCAGGAUUCCCCCAGGAAUCCUGGACACUUUAGAAAGACCUGGACCAGCCCUUGGCACAAAACCCUGCCAGCCCUGUCCCCACCCCCACCCCCCAGGGAAUACUAGGUGAAAAUGUGAAGCUCCAGGCACAGCAAGCGCAUGACAUGGGUGUAUUACAUUCGGUCCGAGUGUGUCGUUAGUUUCCCUGUGUGUAAAAUGGGGCUAGUCCAGGCUCUUCCCACUUCACUGGGACAAUUGCAAGGGUCAUAGGAGAGGUGGGUAUGAUAGGUGGUCAUAUGAGGUGGUGAGUAUGAGAGGUGGGUGCCUCACAAACUCGGGGUAUGGUCCUGACCUGCAUGGCAGAUGAGCAGAGCACUUGGGAACGAGCAUAGGAAGUGCCAUCUUCCUGGGCAUCUCUGCUCAGUGUUAAGGUCUAGCCACAGACACUGUGGGACCUGCCUCUUCCUAUGGAAUGGGGGCCUGCAUGGGUUGUGUCCUGGGGCAGGAGUGAGGGAUGGCUGGGAAAAAUCUCCAGGUCUGUGGCCCUUGUGUUGAGUGAUUAUUUUGUGACACUCUUUCCUGGACCACCUGCCAGGUUUAUCUGUUAUACCUGUGGCAUUCUUAUUAUGUCAGACAAGUUAUUAUAGUUUAUUCAACUCUAACAAAUGAACAAAAGAACAAUAAAUAGGAGGAUAUUAAAGGUCUUUUGUGGCA
Messenger RNA from Symphalangus syndactylus (siamang), 7377 nucleotides. It is a transcript of the gene ARRB1, whose product is annotated as arrestin beta 1. The record is from RefSeq and is a predicted model, not a curated record. Gene Ontology annotation, molecular function: G protein-coupled receptor binding. Lineage: Eukaryota; Metazoa; Chordata; Mammalia; Primates; Hylobatidae. Gene Ontology annotation, cellular component: cytosol; plasma membrane; nucleus. Gene Ontology annotation, biological process: signal transduction; G protein-coupled receptor internalization; negative regulation of Notch signaling pathway.